Molecule: messenger RNA, 573 nt
Organism: Funneliformis caledonium
Lineage: Eukaryota; Fungi; Glomeromycota; Glomeromycetes; Glomerales; Glomeraceae
Source: the annotation of a GenBank genome assembly
AUGGCCGCAAAAUCUAGUUCUGAUGAAAUCGAUGUGGAACAUGUGCUCCCUAAUCCAUCAGAAUCAUCUAGUAAAAAACCAUGGUAUAAAACACCUUCCGCAUACUGGUUGCUACCAAUGUUCAUAGCUAUUUCGAUGACAAGUGGGCUAAGCGCUGCCGCUGGAACCCAGCUUUAUGUAUUGGCAGUGUGUCAUGAUCUCUAUCCAGAAAAAGUUCCUCUAUCAUUUAAAUCAAAUCUCGAUGAUGCGUGUAUCAAUGCUGAUGUGCAAGCCAAAGUUGCCCAGUAUCUUGCGAAGUCGAGUUUGUUUACUGCUAUCCCAGCUAUAUUUGUUCUUGGACCACUCGGAACAUUAUCGGAUAGGAAGGGGCGUAAAUCAACUUUAUUGAUAUCGGCUAUAGGAACCUUUCUCACCACGUUAAAUUUAUUAUUAGUCAGUAACUUCUAUGAUAAGGUUGGAUUAUAUACCUAUUUAAUAGGAUCAUUUAUAGAUGGAGUAACUGGAGGUUUCUAUGCAUUAUCUGAAGCAAGCUACGCAUACGCUACAGAUUGUACUCAUACAACACGAAGGUAA